AAACGAACUAAUGCGAUGCGUAGGCGGCGUGGCGUUCUCCUAAUUCCUUGCGGAAGCUGUCUUACACGCUUUUCAACUUCUAUUUCCUGUUUGACUCCAAAUUCCACAAGCAUCACGCAUAUAUAUAGCAAUAGCACUGCCUCCAUCCAACGUCAAAAUACACAACAGAAACAAUUCAGCAGCAUUCCAAGCACAGCCUUCUUCAAAUUCUCUCCUUUUUCUUUCAAUUUCUACCAAACCAUGAAUUCUAUGUUUAGCUCCUUCGAUAUACUGUGGGCUGACUUAUUGGGACAAUCUAUUAGGUCCGCUUUUGCUUCUAAUUCUGCAACAACUCAUGAUUUGAUCAGCGAUACUAAGCCUAAUUCACAGCAACAACAGCAGCAGCCACCCAUGAAGGCUCAGAGAUUCGCCCCAGAGCUCGAUGGGCUUCACUGUUUCGAGACCCUCGUUAACUACUGACUUUCUGUGUCUUUGAUUAUUCAAUUUAUUCUUUUCUUGUAUAAAUUAAUUACCAAUUUCAUUCAAUUGUUCUGCUGGCUUUAGUAAAAUCAAAUGUGUUAUGUAGUGGCGGUUUAAACAUUUAUAGAUGCAUCUGAUUACACA
Molecule: messenger RNA, 603 nt
Organism: Mercurialis annua (annual mercury)
Lineage: Eukaryota; Viridiplantae; Streptophyta; Magnoliopsida; Malpighiales; Euphorbiaceae
Exons: 1
Coding region: 16-459 (147 amino acids)
Source: RefSeq, a predicted model, not a curated record